Eruca vesicaria subsp. sativa (arugula) is the source of this 639-nucleotide messenger RNA. NCBI's taxonomy places the organism in Eukaryota, Viridiplantae, Streptophyta, Magnoliopsida, Brassicales, Brassicaceae. The record is from the annotation of a GenBank genome assembly.
AUGUCUCCCUCUGCUUCCGUCGUUGUUGCACGUAUAUUGUCCUCUCCAGCCGCCGUGAAACAGAACCACCUGAAACGCAAACGCGAUAACGAGAUCAUUCAAGAGAAAGUAACACCUAUGGAACGUGUGCAGAAAGAAGAUGACGAGCAUGAACAUAACAAGCCGCUUCCACCGUCUUGGGAGGCUCUAUGCGUUCUUGGUCCUUACAUGGAUCCUGAGACUCUCGCCGUCGCCUCUUGCGUCUCAACCACGUGGUUACAGUGUUUCUCCUCGGACGAUCUAUGGAAGGCUCUCUUAACCGCAAGGUCCUCACAACGCUCUUCUCCCUAUGAGAUCGUACUGAAAAACACGGAAAACAUAUCAUGCAAACACCUUGUCUCCGCCGUUGAAAGGGAUGCCAAACGCCGCCGCAAAGAUCAAGUGGCUGAACCCGUCAAGAUAUCCCUCUCUGAACUCGGCUUCAUCAUCCACGUGUCAACUAAAUCAAAGAAAGCAUCAGUUUACAAAAAGGGUGAAGAUCUCGAGUUUGGUCCUAACGACAAGUUCCAUAUCGAAGCCCACGUAAGCAACGCAGCAAUCACUGCCGGUGAAGAUGACGUGGCAAGUCAUGUACAAGGGAAUGUUCUUCACGCUAGCUGA